GAAGCCUGGGGCCGUGGCGGGCCGGAGUGACCUGGAAUUUGGUCAGGACUCAGAGAUGAGGAAAACAGGCCAGAGAGGGGGUCCUAAAGGGACCGGUCCCGGCAGGCUGGUGUCUUACAUGAGAACCUCCUCCCUCAGCCUCCCGAAUUGCUGGGCUUACAGAUCCGGACACUGGGGUACGGCUGCCAGCUCAUCGGUGGGGUCCUAGUGGAACAAUGUCCCACCAGGGCCGAAGUGGGGAGGCGCUUGCUGGUGGUGUCAGCCCAGCUCAGCCACUGCAGGACUGUCCUGCGACUCUUUGAUGACCUGGCAAUGUUCGUCUACACUAAGCAGUACGGCCUGGGGACAGAGGAGGAGGACGUCUUCAUCCGAUGGUUGUCUGUUCUGAGUAACGUGGCAGACCAACUGUACUAUCCGUGUGAGCAUAUCGCCUGGGCCGCCGAUGCCAAGGUCCUCCAGGUGGACGCUGCUCGGUGGUGGACACUGAGCACAGCCCUCUGGACUCUUUCUCUACUCCUUGGAGCUGUCAAGGCCCUGUGGACAAUAUUGAAGAUAAGACAGAAGCUGCGGGGCCCCACAGGCACCUUUGCAAGCCAGCUGCCCAGGAGCAAGCGGAGGGCCCUGGAGGCAAGGAUCUGCUCAGAGGCUUUAACUCUGCUCAGCAACCUGGCUGACCUGGCAAACGCAGUGCACUGGCUGCCCCGAGGUGUCCUGUGGGCCGGCCGGUUCCCUCCUUGGCUGGUGGGCCUCAUGGGGACCGUCUCCUCCAUCCUCAGCAUGUAUCAAGCUGCCAGGGCUGGCAGACAGGCUGAGGCAGACAGCCCCUGACGAGGCCCUGGCCUGGCAGUGGAGGACACUGGUGCUGGACUGAUUCCCAGAGUGGGACCCCGUGGCCAUGGCGGGCACCCAUGGCUGUGCACUCGCGCUGGCCCCUGGGUUGGGUGGGAAAACGGCCAAGAUGAGCUCUCCUCGGGCCUGGCUAAGGUCUCGGAGGAAGCUGCUCCUUUGCGAAGAAGGGCGCAUGAGAACCUCAGGACUCCCAGAGCCAAGGCCAGGUCUGCCACGUCCCAGAGGACAUCCCAGGAGGACACUGCCAGAGCCCACACCUGCUGGCCUGCCUACCGGUGAGUGGGAGAGACGUGCGCCUCAGGUCAGGCUUGGGCAAAGCUGGAUAUAGAAAUGUCUAUUAAAUGUCUUGGUAUGGUGCCAGUGUGUA
Messenger RNA from Apodemus sylvaticus (European woodmouse), 1216 nucleotides. Its product is annotated as peroxisomal membrane protein 11C. The transcript is spliced from 5 exons. The record is from RefSeq and is a predicted model, not a curated record. Gene Ontology annotation, biological process: peroxisome fission. Gene Ontology annotation, cellular component: peroxisomal membrane. NCBI's taxonomy places the organism in Eukaryota, Metazoa, Chordata, Mammalia, Rodentia, Muridae. The coding region runs from base 313 to 828 and encodes 171 amino acids.